CUCGAAAAAGAGUGUGGUUGGUUGAGUGGGAACUCAGCAUCUCAACUGGAAAAAUGAUUUCGAAUGCAUGUUCCAGGGAUGGAAGGAUGAAAUUGAUGAUGAGUAUGCCUGGACCAUCCCAAAGAGGAAUAUAACCAGAGGAUCAUUUUAGAAUUCUAGAGAUACUCACAGAAUCUCCUCACCUUCUUUGUCUCUUUUCUGGAGAUAGAAAGAUAUCCUAUCUGAACUGUCCUUGCUCAUUUCCAUAUACGUUUAAUCAACCCAGUUACCACCAUGAAUGAGGAACCAAUGAAUUCAAGCAACUUGGACUAUCCAAAUGAUUAUAGUACAUUCACUCCCAGUAUAGAUUAUAUCAUUGAGGAGGGAUUGUUUUGUUUUUUGAAGGAUGUCAGAGACUUCACAACAUUAUUCGUACCGAUCACAUACUCCUUUAUCUGUGUCUUUGGCCUCCUGGGGAACAUUUUAGUGGUGAUCACCUUUGCUUUCUACAAGAAAGCCAAGUCCAUGACUGAUGUCUAUCUCUUUAAUAUGGCCAUAGCAGACAUCUUAUUCAUCCUUACUCUCCCAUUCUGGGCUGUAAAUCAUGCGACAGGCUCAUGGAAGUUCAGCAACCUUGUAUGCAAACUGACUACAAGUAUAUAUGCCAUCAACUUUAAUUGUGGAAUGCUUCUCUUGACCUGUAUCAGCCUGGACCGCUACAUUGCUAUUGUACAGGCAACCAAGUCUUUCAGGCUUCGAACCCGGACAUUAGCAUACAAGAAGAUGAUAUGUUUGGUGGUAUGGCUGUUCUCAAUCAUAAUCUCUAGUUCAACUUUUAUAUUCAACCAAAAAUAUACAACACAGGGGAGGGAGGUGUGUGAAGCCAAAUACCACACGACCUCAGAGGCAGUCAAAUGGAAAAUACUCGUCCUGGUUCUCCAGCCUCUCUUUGGUUUCUUUAUCCCUUUAGCGUUCAUGAUAUUUUGCUACACGUUCAUUGUCAAAACUUUAGUGCAGGCUCACAAUUCUAAGCGGCAUAAAGCCAUUCGCGUGAUUAUCGUGGUGGUCCUUGUUUUCUUGGUCUGCCAAGUGCCCCAUAAUAUGGUUCUUCUCGUGGUUGCGAGCAAUACCGGUCGGCUCCGAUCCUGCAGUAGUGAGAAGCUCAUAGCUUAUACAAGGAGUGUCACAGAAGUCCUGGCUUUCCUGCACUGCUGCCUCAACCCUGUGCUUUAUGCAUUCAUUGGGCAGAAAUUUAGGAAUUACUUUCUGAAGAUCAUGAAGGACCUGUGGUGUAUUGGCAGGAAGCAUAAGGCAGCAGGCUUCUCUUGCUCUAAGAUCUAUUCAGAAAAUUACAUUUCUAGACAGACUAGUGAAACCUAUGAGAAUGAGAAUGGGUCAUCUUUUACUAUGUAGUGCACUACAGGUAAAAUAAUUGUGAUGGGCAUUGGAAAAUGAUGUCAAAGGGUUUCCUUAUCAUCCAUUGGAUGACCAAUUCUCAAUUGUUUAGUAGUAGAAGGAUAGCAUGGAUCACUGAAAACCACAGGAAAAAAAAAGAAACCAAAAGACCGAAGCCUAUUUUUAGUCAAUUGGUUAAAACCUCUUAGCUAAACAAACCUUCUUCAUGUCGACCAGUGGACACAUUUAUUUGCUUUAGCUUCCAUCUCUUUAAUUCCUCCACCCACUCUCAAGCCUGUGUUAAAGUUAUGAAGCUAAAUGGUCAAAAGACCAGCAGUAGGAAGAAGGAAGCAAGCAGCUUGGAAUAUCUGAACUAGAAAAAUGGCUCCUGCUGGAAUAAGAAGUGGUUAUGUUAACAAUAGUUCAUUGAAUUUUAUAUUGAGAGCUGGAAGGAACUUUAGGGGUCAUCCAGCCCAAACCAGUAAUAUAAAAGUGUGGAAAUUGAGAACCAAAGAGAUUGAGAUACUUGCCUAAGAGCACACAGGUAACACAUGUUAGAACUGCUAAUCGAACCUAGCCCUCUUUCCAAAGUAGUUCAUUGAGCCUCUGUGGAUAAGACAGUCAAUAUUGUAGUGGACUGAAAACAGCUAAAACUAAAACAAAAAACAAAACAAAACUUGGUAUAGAAAGAACUCUGUUUUCUGUGGUUGAUACCUGUUUUAUAAGCAAUGAGGAAAUUGGCUAAUGUUACUACUUUUAAAAACCUUAUGUUCUAAUAGGUUUAAAAAAACAAACCUUAGUUUUACAAUUAAUGAAUUUUUCUGAGGUAGGGUAGAAAUAGCUUUUAUUUCCUCUAUAUCACGUAGUAGAAAGACUGGGGAAUUCUGAUUAUUCACUCCCCCCAAGUUAGUCAUUAUAUAUGUAAUUUUUGACUUCCUAGUGAUUCUUUGAAUGAUCUUACUCUGAAAGAGAAGUUUGCUCUGAUUUAUCUUCAUUUACUCUUUCCACUGUCUGAGAAAUUACAUAAUCCAAAUGUUUUCUUGAAGUAGUAUGUAGA
Molecule: messenger RNA, 2431 nt
Organism: Trichosurus vulpecula (common brushtail)
Lineage: Eukaryota; Metazoa; Chordata; Mammalia; Diprotodontia; Phalangeridae
Gene: CCR6
Product: C-C motif chemokine receptor 6
Exons: 4
Coding region: 274-1392 (372 amino acids)
Biological process (GO): positive regulation of dendritic cell chemotaxis; thymocyte migration; chemotaxis
Cellular component (GO): membrane
Molecular function (GO): C-C chemokine receptor activity
Source: RefSeq, a predicted model, not a curated record